Molecule: messenger RNA, 302 nt
Organism: Pyrgilauda ruficollis (rufous-necked snowfinch)
Lineage: Eukaryota; Metazoa; Chordata; Aves; Passeriformes; Passeridae
Product: armadillo repeat-containing protein 6-like
Exons: 2
Coding region: 50-295 (81 amino acids)
Source: RefSeq, a predicted model, not a curated record
CCUCUCUCAGCAGCAGGACCCCGAGGUGCAUCCAGCCCAGCCCAGCACCAUGGGCUCCAAGCAGAUCGCCCAGGAGACGUUUGACGACGCGGUGCAGGAGAACAUCACCGAGUUCGAGAUGGAGCCCGAGGAGGCUGUGAGGGAAGCUGUGCAGCAGUUUGAGGCCCAAGGUGUGGACCUGAGCAAUAUUGUGAAAGCUGUGCGACCUCCUGCCUCUGAGAACGGGCAGAGGCAAAAGCAUCAAAUCCUGCUGGUAGGGGCACAAACUGCUGCUCUCUCUCUCAGGGUUAAAUAAUUAUAAU